This is a messenger RNA of Talaromyces proteolyticus, 885 nucleotides long. RefSeq names its product nucleoside phosphorylase domain-containing protein. Gene Ontology annotation, biological process: nucleoside metabolic process. Lineage: Eukaryota; Fungi; Ascomycota; Eurotiomycetes; Eurotiales; Trichocomaceae. Gene Ontology annotation, molecular function: catalytic activity. The annotation marks the transcript as partial. The record is from RefSeq and is a predicted model, not a curated record. The transcript has a single exon.
AUGGCGGCAGCCAAGGCCAUCCUUGACGAGAUUCACAACCCUCUUCCUCGGGUAUUGAGCGAUUACAAUGCGUAUACAUUGGGGCGAUUAUGCGGCCACAAUGUGGCCAUGACUUGCUUGCCAUCGGGUGUUUAUGGCACUGUAUCGGCAGCCACUGUUCUGGUGCAGAUGCUAUCAACAUUUCAGAAAUUGCAAUUCGGUCUAAUGGUUGGUAUUGGAGGUGGCGUUCCCACAGCUAGCAAUGCCGAUAUUCGACUGGGCGAUGUAGUUGUAAGUAAACCAACGACCACCAUAGGGGGUGUGAUCCAGUACGAUUUUGGUAAAACAACGCCCAAUGGAAGUUUCGAAUAUGUCGGGUCUUUGAAUAAACCACCACCGGUUCUUUUGAGCGCAAUAAGUCAAUUACAGAGCGCCUACAUGGCGGGCGAACAACAAAUACAGCAUAUUAUACACGAAGCACUAGCAAAAAAUGAGUUCAUGAAAAGGAAGUUUUCUCGACCGUGCGAAGACCGACUUUUCCAUGCAGCAUACAACCACCAGAAUAUUCCUACUCGCAAUGCCUAUGAUGAUAUUGAUGAGUGUUCAGCAUGCGAUUUGCACCAAAUAGUCACUCGUCCUCUACGACCCACAGAUGAGCCUUAUAUUCACUACGGCUUGAUUGCGUCCGGAAACAAUGUUAUGAAAGAUGCGCUGACACGCGAUCAGAUUGCUCAACCGUUGGGUGUUCUCUGUUUUGAAAUGGAAGCUGCUGGGUUGAUGGACCAGUUGCCAUGUUUGGUAAUACGAGGGAUUUGCGAUUACUGCGACUCUCAUAAACCUAAAAAAUGGCAGGGUUAUGCAUCACUGACAGCUGCAGCAUAUACCAAAGAGCUGUUGAAAUUCGUU